This is a messenger RNA of Gambusia affinis (western mosquitofish), 5672 nucleotides long. RefSeq names its product galanin receptor 1a (gene galr1a). Lineage: Eukaryota; Metazoa; Chordata; Actinopteri; Cyprinodontiformes; Poeciliidae. Gene Ontology annotation, biological process: G protein-coupled receptor signaling pathway; positive regulation of cytosolic calcium ion concentration; negative regulation of adenylate cyclase activity. Gene Ontology annotation, molecular function: galanin receptor activity. Gene Ontology annotation, cellular component: membrane. The coding region runs from base 379 to 1434 and encodes 351 amino acids. The transcript has 3 exons. The record is from RefSeq and is a predicted model, not a curated record.
GCGGCGGAGCCAGAGCGCGCAGACGCGUCUGGUGCGCAACAGGGGAGGAGACGCAGACCGACCGACGCCUCCAAGGUGCGGCGGAUGGUUUGAUGCUGCACGGAAGACUUUUCAGCUGUGGGAAUAUAUCGCUUUUUUUGUUGUUUGUUUGUUUGUUUGUUUGUGUGAGGGCGUAAGUGUGUGUGAGAGAGAGCGAGACAGAGAGAGUUAUAUAAAGUGAUGCGCAAAAAGUGAAGCGCCGGAUUUCAUUUAAAGUGGAGAAACCUGAGGUAGGGGGGGACCUAACAGGUGCGCGCAUGGAGACGCGUCCGGAGUCGGUGGCGUGAAGUGGAAGAGAGAAAGAAAGAAAGAAUAAGCAUCAAGCAACAGGAAUCCAUCAUGAACUUGUCAGAGUCCGUGUGGCUCGUGGGAGAGCCGUGGAACUUCAGCGCGCUGGAGGAGGACGGGGAGAAGAAAAACCUGUUCGGGAUCGACACGAGCAACUACGUCGCGCUGCUGUUUUUCCUGCUCAUCUUCACGCUGGGCGUGCUGGGCAACUCCAUGGUGAUCACCGUGCUCGCCCGGAGCAAGCCGGGCAAGCCGCGCAGCACCACCAACAUCUUCAUCCUCAACCUGAGCAUCGCCGACCUCUUCUACCUGCUCUUCUGUAUCCCCUUCCAGUCCACCAUCUACGUGAUGAACACCUGGGUCUUCGGCGCCUUCAUCUGCAAGUUCAUCCACUACUUCUUCACAGUCUCCAUGCUGGUGAGCAUCUUCACGCUUUCCGCCAUGUCCGUGGACCGCUACGUCGCCAUCGUGCACUCCAGAAAGUCGUCGUCAAUACGCGUGGCGAGGCACGCGCUGGUCGGCGUGGUGGUGAUCUGGCUGCUCUCGCUGGCCAUGGCGGCGCCACGCAUGCACUACUACAACCUGUUCCACGGCGGCAGGAACGAAACCUACUGCUGGGACGUGUGGCCGAAUCAGAACCACAAGAAGGUCUACGAGGUGUGCACGUUUGUCUUUGGCUACGUCUUGCCCCUACUGCUGAUUUCCUUCUGUUACGCAAAGGUGAUAAAUCACUUGCACAAAAAACUAAGAAAUAUGUCCAAAAAGUCGGAGGCUUCAAAGAAAAAGACCGCUCAGACCGUGCUGGUGGUGGUGGUGGUGUUCUGCCUGUCCUGGCUCCCUCAUCACAUCGUUCAGCUGUGGGUGGAGUUCGGGAACUUUCCGCUGACCGAGGCCUCCUUCGUGUUUCGCGUGGCCGCGCACUGCCUGGCGUACAGCAACUCGUCGGUGAACCCCGUCAUCUACGCCUUCUUGUCGGAGAACUUCAGGAAGGCGUACAAGCAAGUCUUCAAGUGUCAGAUCGGCAACGUCGACUGCCCGCUUAACGACAUCAAGGAGAUGCGCAGCAAGGCGGAUACUCCACCCUCGACUAACUGCACCAACGUUUGACUGGCUGUCCGCCGGCAACAUGAUCACUAAAUGAGCCGAGACACUGAAACUCACUGAGUAAUGUCGACUAAGUGAUCAGAUGAAAGUUGGUGUUCAUUUUAAUCAUGGUGAGUAUUUGCCUACUCUCAUGUGUUGUGAGUGUGUAGCGUAGCUACACCGCAGUGGAUCGACGUCUGCUCACGAGAAGAGCCUGCAGUGUCUAAAGCUCAAGGCAGACAAUUAAAUCACAAUGUAUUUAUAUAGGUAUACAAUUCAAGCAUUCAUUUAAAACACUCAUUUAAUCUUCUGAUUUUCAAUUUAAUUCAUUCAAUUUUGCUUUGUACCAAGCUGAGGUAUCACCAACUGUUUUAAAUGUGUUUUUAAGUGUCUGAAGAACAAAUGCAUUUUUUUCCUCUUUAAAACUGCUUCAUGCAAUUUCAAUACCUGCCUAUCUCAGCAUGUUCUUAAUUUUUGAUCUCAGCUGUUUUCAGUGUACAUUUUGUAGUACAAAAGAGAAGCUGUUCUGGAAAGCUAGCUCGCACGUUUUAGACAUCAGAAUAACGCUGUUCCCUUAGAAAAAGAAGAGCCACAGCAUUCGGGAACCUAAAAGACUUCAUCUGUCACAAAGAUAUUGCCAGGCGUGUUGUUUCCUUCAGGCUGUAAAUUAAGUUUAGCUUGCUAAUGGAAUCACUUCAGGGUGGGCAGAGUGGGGGGUGAGUAAUAAAGGCCUUUUGCUUCUGAUUGAUAUCAAACUAAUCUAUAUUCUUUUUGUUUCACAAGGCUGGCUUCUUCUUUGUUAAAUUGGAUAGAAAUCCUCAAAUUCAGUUUCUGAACAACAGAAUAGAAAUAAUAGAAAAAUAACGUCAAGCUUUCAGAUUAGCUUUUUUUUCCAGAUUUUGUUAUUUGAUGGAGCUGCUAUCAUUAAAUAAUUCAAACUGUUGCUAAACGGAGGGAUCGGAGUUCUCAUCCCAGAACUUCCACCUUGAAGUGUUUAGUUCCUGUCUGUUCCAUGGCUGAGAUGAAUGUUUUGGAUAAUUUUCUUUAGUAGCCACAAAGCUAACAGAGUAGCUAGCUCAUUAGCUUUAAGCUCUAAUUCACUUUUUAUAAACUAGGUUUAUUCAGUUGUCUCAGUAUUUGACUGAAUUACCGAAUAUCAGAAACUUAAACUUAAAUUAAUGAUGUAAUUCAAGCUUAAAUUUUUUUUUUAUAAUAUAUACUAUUUAUCCUUCGCAAAGUAUUUUUAAGAGUUCUGCUUCCAAAACUUCAAAAAACGACCUCAGACGUUAAAGUCACUUUUACAGGACACCAGAUAAAGUCCUGUGUGAGAGCAGUGACCUUUGACUUCAUGACGACAGCGCCCCUUACCUGUCAGUCACUGCUACUUGUUUCUCUUGCUUACAAGAAAGGAUCACGAGCAGUUUGGAAAUUUGUACUGUGGAUGCUAAAGGCUAAAGAAAAGCUAAAGCGAAAGGUUCUCAGUCUUAUUCUUCACUGUUGUCCACAUUUUUGAUGCGUCUCCAGAACAACUGAUUCAGAUUGUUGCAUUACCUUCUCAGCAUGCUAUCAGGUAAAAUGUAAUUGGGAUGUACUUGUGUACUUGUGCUUCGUCUGGCCCAGACAUCUCCCUACGACAUUCAGUCAUUCACACAUGUAAGCUACAUUGUAACCACUAGAAAGGAAAGCAACUUACCCAAGGUCAUAGCGACUGAGACAGACAGAUUGGGGGUGUGAACCUCCAGAUAUGUAAAGCAGGAGGCAGCAGGCUAGCUAACAUAGCUCGGCUACUUCGCUGGCUACAGUGAGCUAUAGCUAGCCUCUCAGUUGUACUCAGUAACGAGCAGAACAGCAAGUCGCCCUUCACUUGUCGCCGAGAAGCAAUAAUAUUCUGCACAGUUGGCACGUUUACUGAAAAAACUCAACUAGAUUCAGCAGGUGUUCGAGUCCAUAUUUUGUACUUCACUCUUCCACUGAUGUGUACAUCUGAUAAAAAGUACAAAUACCAAAUGACACUAGCUUUAAAUCUCAUUCCUGCGACUGAAUUAUAAUGUAGUUCAAAAAACAAGCCUGAAAAAUCAGUGAGUCAUUUCAAAAAUACUUGGACUGCAUUUUAGGAAUGUGUCUGAAUCAUCUAGAAGAAAUAAGUAUUGUAACUAAAUGCUUGAAAUCCAAGCUGAGGGGGGAAAAUGGUCAAAUCAUACCCACUGUGUGCACACAAGCUAGUUCUAAGCUAAUCUAUUUGACAGUAGAUUUAAAACUUCCUCACUUAUAAUCACUGAAUCCUCCCUUUACUGAUUAACAAUCAAAGUUAAUUCCAUCAUAAUGCAGGUAAUAUUGGAGUGAAUGUAACUCUUUGAAGGCAGUGUGCGCUUGCAGAGGCUGCCAGCAGCCUAAAGGCUAUCCCGGCUGGGAAAGCUGUUGCCAGGAAAAUUGAAGUGUAGCGUCUUAUCUAAUGUGCCGCUGCGUUGACACAGAGGAUUCAACAUGGAGGUUUUUGUUUUAUGAGUUGUUAAAAGGCACAUAAGAGCAGUGCUUGUGACCGUACAGUGUUUGUACAUCUAUUGUGAGAAAAUCUGCUUGUAUAUAUUUCAAACACUAAAGCCGAUAUUCACACAUCUACGAAUACCUUGAAUUGUACAUAUGCAGUCGCUCGCUGCUAUUUUUGUCACUUUUGAAGCUGUGUUGCCUGAAAUUGCUCCUCUGGAUCUAAAACAACCACAGACCUAAUUUUGAGGAAGAGGAAUUUCUUUUUUUAAGAAUUCAACCCAAGAUCACAUGGAUUUUGCCAAGGUUUUAUAGCGCACAGCUUGACCUCGGCACGCAAAAACAAAAAAAUUACACAACAUGAGCUCGAUGAGUAAAAACCACGGUGUGUUGGGUGUUUACUGCCAUCCUCUGUAGUGACAUCUGUAGCCAUCGUUUAAGUUUGAACAGAAAAAAGAAAGAUCCAAAGAUGUGACGUGAAUGUUCAGCCAGAGGUUAUGCUGGCUCUCUUCUCCUCUGCAGUGGAUUAAAAGCACCUAAUAAAUGUAACCAGCGGGCUAAGCCACUUUUCAGAGUCGAGGAUUGUUUCCCAGAGAGGAAGAGAGAUGCUGAUGAUGACUAUGCUCGGUGUAAAGCUGUAAAUGCUAACAAUCGCGAGAGCUUUCUUGUAAUUCAACCUCUAAUUGACAGUAAAAUCCUCUGAGGCUGUUCUUUGGGGAUUGUGCUGUUGGCACAUGUAUUUAUUUGAACUGAGGUAAAGUCAGCAGCUAAAUUGAAUAAUGUGUCACUAUAAGUGUGUUUUUUCUUUUUCUCUGCCCUGUCGACAUCUACAAUACAUCCACACAUUGUUUCAUGUAGUGUGAAAAACCAACGUAGUAAAAAGCCGCUAAAAGUAAUAGAAAACAAAGAGUACUUGCAAUAUGUAGAAUGUAGACGCUGCCCAAAUUUUGAAAUGAGGCCAAAUAGAAACAUAAAAACUGAUACUGCACGUCACCCUAAACAGACCAACCACACGGUAGUGGCCGCGUCAUGCUGUGGGAAUGCUAUUCUUUAGUUAUAAGGAAUCUGGUCAGGUUUAAUGAGAGAUUAGAUUUCGCUAGUUCUGCUAAAAACAAAAAAAUCAAAACAAAAAAAGAAUCAUUUCAGCAGCUUCAAAUGACUUGAGACUGUGACUAAACUGCACCUUCCAGCAAGAAAGUAACCCUGAAACCUUCCUCCAAAUCUACAAUGAAACUGACAUUGUUUAAAUCAAAAGAAUGUUCAUAUGUAAGGACAGAAAUUAUGUUAAAUUCUGUGGCUCACAGACAGUUUUCAUCUUGUAAGGUGUGUUUUUUUUUCCCCGUUUUGCUAAGAAGAUUAUAGCCCCAUGUUCCAGACUAGCUGGUAGAAGUUACAGUGAGAAGUAAAGUAGUUCAAGUUCACACCACACUUUUCAGAAUUUUACUUGUGAAAAAGUCUGAAAACUCCACUGUUAGUUUCGUUCCAUCAUAUGAGGUCCCAAUAGUGCAUCAACGUUUGGUAGUGAGUGUGAGACUGUACAGUAACCGGUGCUGUUCUUUGAUUCCUCACGAGGUUCACUUUCUUCCUUUUCUUUAUUUUUUACAAUCAAGCUUACUGUCGUGUUGGUUUUAGCUGUGCUGCUGUUAUGUAAAAAGAUAAACAAAUAUAUAUUUUCUUGUCUUUUUUUUUUUUUUGUUCUCUCUGCUGGACUGCGAUUUAAUGUUUUGGCUUGGCUUACGUUGUGUAUGUAGUGUUAUUUGUAUUAUAAAAUAAUAAAC